CCGAUUGGCUGCGUCAUCGUUACGGAAACAUAUCAGUGCAUGUAGCUAUUAGGUUAGCUUUAGUCAGUGGAAGUGAACAGGAUUUUUUAAACAUGCGAUGAUUAUUAUAUAUUCUCAUAUCAGCAGCAUCAAAAAACUUGAGAAAGCGAUUUUAUAAUGGAGGCAGACGGUGGUGUCCAUGUGAGAAAUGAAGACGUGCCACCGCAGAAUCAGGAUAUAAGUUUCAUCCUGCCAUCUGUUUCUGUUUUCCUGUCUGAUUAUGGCUGGUAUCUGCUGUUUCUGUGUGUGGGAGUUUAUCUACUAAUUCAGCAUCUACGCAAGAACAGAUCCUGGGAAAAUCAGAGCCCAUCCGUCACUGCAAAUCAAGACCCUGUGUCUGUGGCGAGACGUCAGGAAGCCCUGCAGGCAUCGCGUCAGAGAAUGCAGGAAGAGCUUGAUGCUAGAGCUGCAGAAUUCAAAGAGAAACAACUGAGGCUUGAGGAGGGAAAGAGAAGACAGAAGAUUGAGAUCUGGGAAAGUAUGAAGGAAGGAAAGACUUGCAAAGGAAAUGCAAAAUCUGAACAUAACACUGAAGAGGCCACUUCUACGUUUUUGAAACCAAAGACAGAUAAAAAGUCCCUCCGUAACAGUGGAUACAAUCCUCUGUCUGGAGAUGGAGGAGGAACAUGCUCUUGGAGACCAGGCAGGAGAGGGCCAUUUGCUGGUGGAUGAGGUUAAUGGAGGGUCAGAGUGACCUCUGACCGUCACACACCCCCUUUCCUCCCCAUAGGAACACGUACACAUUAACUUGAUAAAGCUGUCAGUAUUCAUUAUAGAACAGUAACAAAUAUGAUUAUUAAGGGUCUUCAUGUAGGUUUUUAUUUUCUGUUGGCAAGCUGGUUUUUCACUGGCUUGACUACAUUGCAUACUAAGUGUGAUGGAUCUUAUUCUGAAUACCAGUAUGUUUUAAAGGAAUAGUUCACCCAAAAAAUUUGAUUCUCUCAUCAUUUACACAUCCCAGAUAUGUAUGACUUUUUUUCUUCAGCAGAACACAAAUGAAUAUUUCAAAUCUGUUGGUCCUCAGAGUGCAAGUAAAUCGUGGCCAAAACACUGAAGGUCCAAUUAUCACAAAGGCAUCAUAAAAGCAAUCCAUAUGACUUGUGGUUUUAAUCAAUGUCUUCAUAAGUGAUCCAAUAGUUUUUGGCUGAGGACAAACCAAAAUAUAACUCCCUUUUCACUAUACAUAUUGCAGUCUCUAUGCACAAUUGUGAUUUUAAACACAUGAAAACAUGAUCAGAAAGUUAGCUUUGAUAACUCCAGCUAAGGUUCUCUUGUUGAUAUAACUGCACUUAUAAGGAAUCAUUCACCGUAAAAUUAAAACUGUCAUCAUUUACUCGCCUUCAAGUAAUUUAGACCUUGUAUUAUUUUCUUUGUUCAUGAAACACCGGAGAUGUUUAUCAGAUAUUUAUCAGAAUGUCUAAGUGUUCUUUUCCUCAUACAGAUAAAUUGCAUGGCGAUUUGAAAAUCCAAAGAGGACAAACAACACCAUAAAAGCAUUUUGUUUUUUGAGGUCCUUUUUGGAACUUGACAGCCAUGGUUUUUAUGAAAUAUUGUUAUUGUUUGGAAAAUAGCUAUGCACAAAUUCUGGAGAAUUUCUCCUUUCAUGCUCCACAGAAAAGAAAUAUCAACAGCAUACAGAUAUUUAACUGCAUGAGGGUGAGUAAAUAAUGACAGAAUUUUUAUUUUUGGGUGAGCUACUCUACAAAAUUCAGUGUAAAGAUUGAUUACAAUCAUGAUUACAAGUUAUAUUUUUCAAAUAUUUUUUUCUCAUUUAUUUUUCUGCACUUUAUGCACAUUAUGCUUAAACUAUUGUCCAUGUAUGAUUGACAGCUUCUAAUGAUGCCGCCUUAUCAAAGGUAUUAAUACCCCUGGGGCUGGUUGAUGACUCAGUUAUGAAGUGUGUUCCUGUUCAUAGAGGGUAAAAAAAAAAAAGCAAAGCACUACAUUUAAAUAAUAUGAAGUUUUUGUAUUCUGUUAUUAUACAAAAGUAGUAAUAGCUGUUGAAUGACAAAUCCAACAAUGCAAUUGUUUAUAAAGUUUAUAGUUUUAUAAAGAAUUUGAUGAACAUGUCAUGUCACAAAUUAAUUUUAUAGUUCUUGCAAUGGGUUUCUCAGAAUUAAAAGCAUUCUUGCUUAAUGUUUGUCUUUGUUUAUUCAGUACAAAUAAUAAUAAAAAAAAAAUCUAAAUCUAUUUAGGUUUACAAUGAUGUAUACAAAGCACAAUUAAUUGUGCACUGGGUCGUUCUUAUUAUGCAGUACCUUUUAAACAGAUUUAACAAGAUAUUCUAAUAUACUCUGGUUAAGCUCAGGAAACGACGACUUGAUAAUUGACACUGUUAAAAAGAAAAUAAACAGGAUGGAAAUAGAGCUAAAUUGAGCCAUGUGGGCUGAGGGACUGAGAGCUGGUUUACAUAAGGGUGUCAACUUGGAAGUUAAUUGUAAUAAUUUUUUUAUAUAUGAUUUCUGUAAUAUAUAAAGAAUGUAAGGUUUUAGUUGAGACCAAACAACUAAUACCACAAAACAUCACAGAAUUCAUCAAAUGGGGUCAUGAAAAUGUACUGCAGAGUAGGUUUGAUAUGAUUCAGUGUGACCACACAAAAAUAUGAAUUAUUGUCUAACUACUUGGUCUCAGGCCAACUACUCCGCCUUGCUACCAAUACAGACUAUACAGUAUAUAAACAAACGCUAAAUUUUUUUGAUAAGAAACCAUGUCAUUUUCAUCAUUGUAAGAUUUUAUCAAAAUAUAAAUUGUUGAGUUGGGAAAACUUUGUUAAGUUUUCAAAUGGCUGUUUAGCUUAUAACAUUUUUAAUGGCCUGGCCCCACCACCUCUUAGUGAGUUUCUGAGUUUAAGAUAACAGUCGUCUCACUAGACGUACACUUAGAAGGGACUGUGUUAUUAAUUUCAGGAAAACUGCUUUUAGUCAGUCUGCCUUCUCUAUUGAAACCUCAAAAGAAUGGAAUGACAUCCCAACGUCAGUUAGAGAAUUAAAUAGUUAUAAUGGAUUUCGUUCUUCUUUUAAAACUUGGCUUUUUAGCAUGCAAAUAUGUCAACAUUGAUUUUUUUCCUUUUUUUUUUCUGUGGUUUUGGAAAUUGUAGGGUUUGUUGAUUUUUGUUAUGUUUUGAUUAAAUUGUUGUAUUUACAUUGUAUUUUUAGGUUGCCUAUUGUACAUCUGGCCUAGGACUGCAGAUGAAAUCUAGCCUUUUGGCUAACUCUGGCAUAUUUUGACUUGUCAUGUUAAUAUGCAUUGUCCUUAUAAUAAAUUAAAUGUUAAAUCUUAAAAAAAAUUAAACUGUUCUAAAGUG
Molecule: messenger RNA, 3343 nt
Organism: Xyrauchen texanus (razorback sucker)
Lineage: Eukaryota; Metazoa; Chordata; Actinopteri; Cypriniformes; Catostomidae
Gene: selenos
Product: selenoprotein S
Exons: 6
Coding region: 157-711 (184 amino acids)
Biological process (GO): endoplasmic reticulum unfolded protein response; retrograde protein transport, ER to cytosol
Cellular component (GO): Derlin-1 retrotranslocation complex; Derlin-1-VIMP complex; endoplasmic reticulum membrane
Source: RefSeq, a predicted model, not a curated record